CUGUCGCUGGCGUGUGUCGUAUUUCCUACCGGAAACGCAGGGAUAUGUCGUCGCAGGAUCGGGGUCAGCGCGCAGGCCCGGAAUUGUUGUUGCAUUGAUCGCCCGACGGGUAUUUUUCACCGAGCACCAUUUUCUGGAGAUAUCUGGUUGAGUAAGAUUCAAGGAUUGUGGCCAGCAAGCUUUUUUUUUCCUGAGUGACUGUACUGAAGAAACGUGAAGAAUGGCUGCCGACAAAGCAGGGGAGCCAGGGUGUGAAAAGAAUGAAGCCUCUGCUAAUUGCUCUGCCAUUUCUGACCAGGAAAAGGAGUUGUCUAAGUGCGCUUUUCAAGCAUUCACGGCUGGAAAUUACGAAGCAUGCCUACAACAUCUCGGGGAACUAAAAGAAAUCAACAAAGAUGAUUACAAGAUCAUUCUUAAUAUUGCAAUCGCAGAGUUUUUCAAAAGUGACCUGAGCACGACGGACAGUUUGAGGCAAACGCUUAACCAAUUGCGGAAUGAAGUCCAUUCAGCUGUUGAUGAAAUAGACAGCUUAGAUGAUGUGGAAAACAGCAUGCUUUACUAUAAUCAAGCUGUCAUAUUAUAUUACCUGCGUCAGCACAUGGAAGCCAUUAAUAUUGGAGAGAAACUGUACCAAUUUAUUGAACCAUUCGGUAGGCGUAUUUGUCUGAAAACACCUAGACCGUCGCCCCAAAGCACUAAAGGAUCGUAUACACCAAACAGACGAGAAGAGAAGUUUGCACACGCAGUAUGCUUUUUGCUUAUAGAUUUAUAUCUCCUUACAUACCAAACGGAAAAGGCCUUGCAUUUGCUGGUGGUCUUGGAAAAAAUGAUAUUGCAGGGCAACAAUAACAAAAAUGGGAAACACGAGACCAACAAUAACACUAACAGCAAAGAAACGACUACUCAAAAAGCUGAAGGAGGAGCCCACAUAGAAGCAGCCAAGUCCAGGAUCCAUCAGUAUAAAGUAAGAGCCUACAUUCAAAUGAAAUCUCUGAAGGCAUGUAAAAGAGAAAUAAAGUCUGUGAUGAACACUUCUGGAAAUUCAACCCCGUCACUAUUUCUAAAGAGCAAUUUUGAAUACCUCAGAGGAAACUAUCGAAAAGCAGUAAAACUACUAAACUCUUCCAAUAUUGCCGAACACCCAGGAUUCAUGAAAACAGGUGAAUGCGCCAGGUGUAUGUUCUGGAAUAAUCUUGGUUGCAUUCAUUUUGCAAUGGGGAAGCAUAAUUUAGGACUCUUCUACUUCAAAAAAGCCCUCCAGGAAAAUGAUAACGCUUGUGCACAGUUAGCAGCAACGACUACAGAUCCAGGGAAGAAAUUUUCCGGCAGACCAAUGUGUACCCUACUGACCAACAAACGAUAUGAAUUGCUAUAUAAUUGUGGGAUUCAGCUUCUGCAUAUUGGAAGACCUCUAGCAGCGUUUGAGUGUUUAAUAGAAGCUGUCCAGGUCUAUCACUCCAACCCCCGCCUCUGGCUGCGAUUAGCCGAAUGCUGCAUAGCUGCCAACAAGGGGACCUCUGAGCAAGAAUCAAAAGGUUUACCAAGCAAGAAAGGAAUAGUACAGUCCAUUGUAGGACAAGGUUAUCAUCGCAAAAUUGUCCUUGCAUCCCAGUCCAUUCAAAAUCUACUUUACAAUGAUGGGGAGUCGUCGGCUAUUCCUGUGGCUAGUAUGGAGUUCGCAGCCAUUUGCCUCCGGAAUGCAUUGCUGCUUUUGCCUGAAGACCAGCAAGAGCCAAAGCAGGAAAAUGGUUCAAAAGCCAACAAUCAAACAGGCAAUGCAGAUUCCAGCGGGGAGAGUGAAACAUGCAGCAGUAAAAUCCACGAAGGGGAUAAAUUUAUCGCGGCUCCACCUUCAUCUCCUCUGAGGAGACAAGAGCUUGAAAACCUCAGGUGUUCUGUCCUCGCCUGCAGUGCCUACGUUGCUCUGGCUUUAGGCGAUAACCUCAUGGCUUUGAGCCACGCAGAUAAGCUUCUUCAGCAACCUCGAUUGUCGGGAUCCCUAAAGUUCCUGGGUCACUUGUAUGCUGCUGAAGCUCUGAUCUCCCUGGACAGGAUCUCUGAUGCCAUCACCCACUUGAACCCUGAAAAUGUCACAGAUGUGUCCCUUGGGGUUUCCGUAAAUGAACAGGAGCAAGGGUCUGAUAAGGGAGAAAAUGAACCAAUGGAAUCUGUGGGAAAGCAGAUGCCACAAAGUUACCCAAGUUCUGUCACUAUUGCACGAACAAUGAUGCUGUUUAAUCUCGGAAGCGCCUACUGCUUGCGCAGUGAAUAUGACAAAGCGCGAAAGUGCCUUCAUCAGGCUGCAUCCAUGAUCCAUCCUAAAGAAGUUCCUCCAGAGGCAAUUCUACUGGCAGUGUACCUCGAGCUUCAAAAUGGAAACACCCAGCUGGCCCUGCAGAUCAUCAAAAGAAACCAGCUUCUGCCGUCCAUCAAAAUGAUGUCUGAUCUCCGAAAGAAACCAUUAUUCCAGCCCAUCCAUCAGCCCAUGCAGCCAAUUCAGAUGCCAGCUUUCACCGCCGUUCAGAGAAAAUGAUGUAUGCUUUGUCUUAGGACUGUCGGAUGAAGAGCCACAAAAUCCGUCAAAUUACAAAUCAAUAAAUAGCAUACCGGACUUUCUACGCAUACAGAGAGGUUUUUAUUUUGUUUUUCCUUAUAUUUGUUCAAAAGGGGGACUUUGUGUUCCUUGAAGGAAUUAAAACCUUAUCACUGAGCCACACUUUUCCCCAAUGCUGGGCAUGUGUCUUCUGUAUCCUGAUUAAUUACCAGACAAGAAAAUGACUGACAUUUGCACACCUUCAAUUCAACAGCAGCAAACGUGAAUUUGAUCCAUUUUUCUUUUGUAAAUGCUGUAAUGAAAUAUAAAAAUACAUUGGAGUUUUAUAUAAAAAGAACAUAUGACCUGCAGUAAGGUCACAUUAGGGGAACACUAUUAUUGUGGAAAUAAAUAUUUUCAUGCUUA
Spea bombifrons (plains spadefoot toad) is the source of this 2959-nucleotide messenger RNA. It is a transcript of the gene CNOT10, whose product is annotated as CCR4-NOT transcription complex subunit 10. Gene Ontology annotation, molecular function: protein binding. The record is from RefSeq and is a predicted model, not a curated record. The transcript is spliced from 21 exons. NCBI's taxonomy places the organism in Eukaryota, Metazoa, Chordata, Amphibia, Anura, Pelobatidae. Gene Ontology annotation, cellular component: CCR4-NOT complex. Gene Ontology annotation, biological process: mRNA catabolic process; negative regulation of translation. The coding region runs from base 221 to 2533 and encodes 770 amino acids.